Penicilliopsis zonata CBS 506.65 is the source of this 858-nucleotide messenger RNA. RefSeq lists its product as hypothetical. The transcript has 3 exons. NCBI's taxonomy places the organism in Eukaryota, Fungi, Ascomycota, Eurotiomycetes, Eurotiales, Aspergillaceae. The record is from RefSeq and is a predicted model, not a curated record. The coding region runs from base 268 to 774 and encodes 168 amino acids.
GGAUUCGCUACCGUUUGUCGGGGUCCAGAAAGAGACGCCGUUAUCUGAGACAUUUGAUUGGUUGGUCUCUUGCAAAUACAUGGAAUGCAAUUAUCGUAUUAUAUAUCUGGUAUUAUUCUGUAUUAUUCCUCUCUAUAUCAUGGCUAGACUAUACACUCACUGAAAAAUACCCUGGAUUCUGCAAAUCUGCCGCUGCUCCGCCGGACUCCGCGUCUGACUCCAGGUGCUUACUCUUACUCCUCCAGGAGUACUCUGUGCUUUUCUUUUAUGAACAAAUUUAUUCUACCGGAAGCCAAAUGCAAGAGUAAAUCUUCACUGUUCACCAUCCGUCCUGUCCUCAUGGUAGACAUGGACGGCAGUGCCGCCCUCGCGGCCACAGCGCUGAUCGCCCUUGGCUCUCUGCCUGCCCUGCGUCGUCUUGUCUCCGCCCGCUGGACCCUGCGCAAACCUGCGCCCGCCAUCUACGAGGAUGUCGACGGCGUCGCCUCCCUCGAGGCCAUGGCUGCCUACGCCCGCUUGUCCGGGCGGGUGUUUGUCGCUGCCUUUGUCUGCGUCCUGCUCGGAUUCGCUCUGUCGGUCGCAGGCGUUGUCGUGGCCGCGUUGACGCAGCAGCGCGAGAGCCUCGUUUUACCUGCCUGGUUUUUCCUCAUCCUACAACUCGUUGAUACCGCCCGUGAGAGAGAGUCGGUGGCCCGCUUCAACCGCGCCUGCGAACGUCGACUGGGGUCCCUUUCAUUCUCAAUGCCGUUCAGCUACCGGUCUUGGCCGGUCUGAUCGUCAGUCUGGGGCUUCUCCAGCGCCGCCCGGCCGUCUCCCACGCAGGCCGCGUCGUCGACGGCCAGGCAACGACCAGCCUGU